AUGCGGCUCCUGUCCACGCGACUGAGCUACCUGUGUCUGCAGUUACUGGCAUUCUGUUUCCAAGCGCAGGUAACCUAUCAGUCACCGCCUAAUUUUACACAGCAUGUCAGAGACCAGACCAAGCAGACGGACCGCCUCAGCAGGAAACUAAUCCGCAUUUACCAACUCUACAGCCGCACCAGCGGUAAGCACGUCCAGGUCCUGGGCAAGAAAAUCAACGCCAAGGCGGAGGACGGCGACAAGUACGCUAAACUGAUUGUUGAGACGGACACCUUUGGAAGCAGAGUGCGUAUCAAGGGAGCUGAGUCGGGGUUCUACAUCUGCAUGAACAAACGGGGGAAGCUGAUCGGAAAGCGAAGCGGGAAGAGUAAAGAUUGUGUCUUCACUGAGAUUGUGCUGGAGAACAACUAUACAGCCCUGCAGAACGCCAAGUACGAGGGCUGGUUCAUGGGCUUCACCCGGAAAGGAAGACCCAGGAAAGGGUCGAAGACCAGGCAGCACCAGAGGGAGGUGCACUUCAUGAAGAGGCUGCCCAAGGGGCAUAUGUCCACCGUGGACAAUCACAGACACUUUGAGUUCAUCAAUUACCCUUUCUCCACCAGGACUAAACGCACCAGACACUCCAGGCCGCGAUAG
Messenger RNA from Hypanus sabinus (Atlantic stingray), 636 nucleotides. RefSeq names its product fibroblast growth factor 8-like. The transcript is spliced from 5 exons. Gene Ontology annotation, molecular function: type 1 fibroblast growth factor receptor binding; growth factor activity; type 2 fibroblast growth factor receptor binding. Gene Ontology annotation, biological process: neuron differentiation; embryonic heart tube development; limb morphogenesis. The coding region runs from base 1 to 636 and encodes 211 amino acids. Lineage: Eukaryota; Metazoa; Chordata; Chondrichthyes; Myliobatiformes; Dasyatidae. The record is from RefSeq and is a predicted model, not a curated record. Gene Ontology annotation, cellular component: cytoplasm.